Molecule: messenger RNA, 3997 nt
Organism: Sorex fumeus (smoky shrew)
Lineage: Eukaryota; Metazoa; Chordata; Mammalia; Eulipotyphla; Soricidae
Gene: USP43
Product: ubiquitin specific peptidase 43
Exons: 15
Coding region: 1-3990 (1329 amino acids)
Biological process (GO): protein deubiquitination
Molecular function (GO): cysteine-type deubiquitinase activity
Source: RefSeq, a predicted model, not a curated record
AUGCAGUCGGUAAGAAAUCACCGACUCGGGGCAGUCUCGGUGCCCGGCCCCCGCGCCAGGGCGGGGCUGGGCGCGCGGAGGGGCGGGGCCGGGCCGGGCCGGCUCCUCCCCCCGACGGGCACACCUGGCGCGCAGGUAGCCGCGUCCCCGUUUGCUCUCCAGCCGGAAGCUGCGUGGCCGUCGCCUCGGGACUGGGUUGCGCUGGGGGCGGCGCCUGCUCCGGGCUUCAUGGAGCCGGGCCCGGGGCCCGCGGCGGGAGAGGGUCGCCCGGGGUCCCCGUUCCGCCGCCGCUUCCUGGGCCGCCUGUGGAGCAGCUUCCGCCCCGCGCGCAGCCGCCGCCCCGCCCGCGCCCCGGGAUCUGCUCCGGCCACCCCCGGGGACGGAGGGGACAGCCGGGCCCGCGCCUUGCGCUCAGCGUCCCCGGGGGACGGAGGGGACAGCCGGGCCCGCAUCUUGCGCUCAGCGUCCCCGGGCGAUGGAGGGGACAGCCGGGCCCGCGCCUUGCGCUCAGCGUCCCCAGCGGACGGAGGGGACAGCCGGGCCCGCGCCUUGCGCUCAGCGUCCCCAGCGGACGGAGGGGACAGCCGGGCCCGCGCCUUGCGCUCAGCGUCCCCAGCGGACGGAGGGGACAGCCGGGCCCGCAUCUUGCGCUCAGCGUCCCCGGGCGACGGAGGGGACAGCCGGGCCCGCGCCUUGCGCUCAGCGUCCCCGGGCGACGGAGGGGACAGCCGGGCCCGCAUCUUGCGCCCAGCGUCCCCGGGCGACGGAGGGGACAGCCGGGCCCGCGCCCCGCGCUCAGCGUUCCCCGGGGACGGAGGGGACAGCCGGGCCCGCGCCUUGCGCUCAGCGUCCCCGGGGGACGGAGGGGACGGCGCCGCCCGCGUCCCGGGCGCUGCGGAGCGGCCCCCCGGCGCGCAGGGCCUGAAGAACCACGGCAACACCUGCUUCAUGAACGCCGUGGUGCAGUGCCUCAGCAACACCGACCUGCUGGCCGAGUUCCUGGCCCUGGGGCGUUACCGGGCGGCCCCAGGCCGCGCCGAGGUCACCGGGCAGCUGGCGGCGCUCGUGCGCGCGCUCUGGACGCGGCAGUACCGGCCGCAGCUCUCCGCCGCCUUCAAGAAUGCUGUUUCUAAGUAUGGUUCCCAGUUCCAAGGCAAUUACCAGCAUGAUGCCCUGGAAUUCUUGCUCUGGUUACUGGAUCGUGUGCAUAAGGACUUGGAAAACUCACCACAAGGGCCAAGGACCCAGAAGCUUCAUCGCAAAGCUAGUAAAACUUCUGAGAACUGUGUGUCACCAUCUACUCAGCUUUCUUUAGGCCAAAGCUUUGUACAAAGCCACUUUCAAGCACAAUAUAGAUCUUCCUUGACCUGUCCCCACUGCUUGAAGCAGAGCAACACCUUUGAUCCUUUCUUGUGUGUGUCACUCCCCAUCCCCCUGCGCCAGACGAGAUUCUUGAGUAUCACCUUGGUGUUUCCUUCUAAGAGCCAGAAGUUCCUGCGGGUUGGCCUGGCUGUGCCCAUCCUCAGCACAGUGGCGGCCUUGAGGAGGAUGGUCGCAGAGGAAGGCGGAGUCCCUGCUCAUGAGGUAAUCUUGGUUGAACUGUGUUCCACUGGACUCCAGAGAUCUUUCUUUGAUGAGGAUGACCUGAAUACUAUUUCUGAAGGAGAUAGUGUGUAUGCUUUCCAGACCUCUCUACCACCUGUCCAGGAGAUAACUUCAGUUCAGCCAUCUAGUCUACCUCUCUCCCCGUGUAUGGUCACCUGUGAAGGUCAGCAGUUGUCCAUGCCUACCUAUAGCAAGAAUAAGGUGCUCAUCCUCUUCUGUAACCUGGUGGGGUCAGGGCAACUGGCUACCAGAUUCGGUCCACCUUUCCUGAUAAGGGAAGACAGAGCCAUCUCUUGGGCCCAGCUCCAACAGCGCAUUCUUAGCAAGGUCCAUCCUCUCAUGAAGAGUAAGGCCUCUGUACAGAACCUAGGGUCACUGUUCUCCAUUCGGGUUGUGGGCCUCUCCGUGCCUUGUAGCUACUUGUCUCCACAGGAUAAACGACCACUCUAUCACUGGGCAGUUGACAGAGUUCUGCACCUCAGGAAGCCAGGAGGCCCUCCACACAUCAAGCUGGCUGUGGAGUGGGAUAGCUGGGCUAAGGAGUGCCUGUUCGGGAAUCUCCAGCAGGAGAAGGUCCAGGACGCAGACAGUGUGUGGCGGCAGCAGCGGGCACAUCAGCAGCACAGCUGUACCUUGGACGAGUGUUUUCACUUGUACACCAAAGAGGAACAGCUGGCCCAAGAUGAUGCAUGGAAGUGCCCCCAUUGCAAAGUCCUGCAGCAGGGUGUGAUGAAGUUGAGUCUCUGGACCCUUCCUGACAUCCUAAUCAUCCACCUGAAGCGAUUCUGUCAAGUGAGAGAGAGAAGAAACAAGCUCUCCACACUGGUGAAAUUUCCACUCUCUGGUCUCAACAUGGCACCUCACAUGGCCAAGAGAAGUGCUAGUGCCAAGUCUGUGCUAGGCCCUUUGCCUUCUUGGAAACAACCAGUAUGCCUACCCACCAGUUGCCCGCUGGACUUCCUGUAUGAUUUAUAUGCUGUCUGUAACCACCAUGGUAGUCUACAAAGUGGACAUUACACAGCUUAUUGUCGGAACUCUUUGGAUGGCCAGUGGUACAAUUAUGAUGACACCAUAGUGGAAAAACUUAGAGAAGAUGAAGUCAAUACCCAGGGGGCCUACAUCCUCUUCUAUCAGAAACGGAACAGCAUCCCUCCCUGGUCUGCCAGCAGUUCAAUGAAAGGUUCCACCUGCUCCUCCUUCUCUGAGCACUGGCUACUGAGGCUUGGGGGCAAUGACAACGGCACCAAGGAAAGCCUGCUACCAUGGAGCUCACCCCCUGGGUCCCCCCAGCCCCCUGGACCUGAGUCGCCCCUCCUUACAAACCACCUCUCCAGUCAUAAAAUGGAAGGAUUGGAAUCCAGACUCCGGGAGAAACGCACAGGAGGCCGAAGUAUGAGCAUGAAGGCGCUCACCUCUUCCCAAGGCAAGCAGAAGACCUUUAAGACCUUGCCCUCCAGGUGGUCUUUUGGACCCAAGGAGAAGCUACCUGGUGCAUCUGUUGAGUUGGUGGAAUAUUUGGAGACCAGGGGGAGACCUCAAUGUACGAGCCAGUCCAUUGUCUCAUUGUUGGCUGGCACUGCAGGUGAGAAUGAGAAAUCAACAGUGCCCAGGUCAAACACCUCUGCCUUUGCCAAGGAUGAAGAUGGUGAACUAAUCAACCAAUGUUUGCUGGCCACAGCUCCCCACCUCCUGGGCCAUCCUAGCCACUGUGCCAGAGACACAGGUCAUCUACACACAGCAAGGAAACACAAGGAAAACUCAAGGCCGGAUAUCAGACUUCCAAAACAGUUUGACCUGCCCCUCAUGGUGAUGCCCUCUGUAGAGCAUGAGAAGCAUUCGUGUCUAGAAGACCAGAAGACUAGAAGCUGUCAGGGAAGCCACAGCACAGCAUCCUCUGCCAAGGGAGACCUGCCGUCUGUGGAAUUACCUAGAAAAGGUGCAUGCAAUCACCGAAAUCCCUUCACCAAGAUGAGGACUAAAACAGAAGGAAAGGUUUGGGAGACAGACAGAUUCCCCCAGGGGACGUUCACCUUUCUAAAGUCUGUUUUUUGGAAGAAGGAAAACAAGAAGAAUGACCAGGUAGAAGUAGCUCCCCAGGUACCUCCAGCCUCUCUCAUAAGUGGGAGACUGACUCUGGCUGACAGUUCAUCCGCUUCACUCAGUCCAGCCAGGGGACAUGGCACACACCUAGAGAGGGAUAUCCAUUCAGCUCCCGCCUCUCUCCGCCUUGCACGCAAAGUUAGCAGGCCAAUAAGGGGCAAUGCUCUUGGUGCGUCACAAAGGAGUGUUUCAGGGGAGCAGACCUCUUCCAGCACCUUGCAAAAGGUGAAAUAUCGCACUCUUUUUUUAGGUCAAAAGAAAAUAUUACCAGAGUCCAGCUUUUAAUAAGUUC